Messenger RNA from Monopterus albus (swamp eel), 1387 nucleotides. It is a transcript of the gene tafa5l, whose product is annotated as TAFA chemokine like family member 5, like. NCBI's taxonomy places the organism in Eukaryota, Metazoa, Chordata, Actinopteri, Synbranchiformes, Synbranchidae. The record is from RefSeq and is a predicted model, not a curated record. The transcript is spliced from 5 exons. The coding region runs from base 811 to 1209 and encodes 132 amino acids.
ACUGUGCCCAGCUUCACCGCACCGUCUAUACGGACGCUCUUGGUGCGCGUUUUGUCCAGCGGCACUGCGCUGCGUGAGACCCGCCGCUCUUGUUUUGACGUGACAUUUCGCUUGCUCCGUCUGCUACGCAUAUGUGGCCAUAUAAUGACGCAUUUGAGCUUUUAGCUGCUCAAACACUGGCUUUGGGCGCUGGAGUGAUGCGUCUUUGUACAAGUUUCCGUGCUGAUUGGUAUGUUCGUCAUGUCCGCCUGGGGUAACUUGCGCGUUCCUCUGUCGAGUCACACAGAGCCAGGCUUGGUGCAGAAGUUGGUUGGGAAUAUUAUUACCGUACGGAGCGCAGAGGAGGGACAAUUGGUGACAGCGGCGUUCUGGGGGUAUUGAGCGGCUGAAUUUAAUACCAGCAUAAUCAGCAUCUUCGUGUGAGGAACAAAACUGCGGGGGACUGCUGCUGUUUACUCCUCCUCAUUUACAUACUUCCAGUUUUUGCAGAAGCCUCCCAGUCAAUUUCAGCUCCUGAAACACAGCUGCGUAAACUUAACCAGAUCUGGUGACAUUGCAGCUCUCUGUGCGUGCUUGUGUCUGUGUGUGAGUGUGUGUUGAGCAGCCUGGAUGGAUAUGCGGCUCACCGAGGGAAUCUGAAAAGCAAGGGGGGGAUUACUAUCAGUCCCUCUUCUAUUAUACCCUCAAAAUGGAUGCCGACGACAGGCUGUGGAGACACCACUGGAUUAGCCCCUCUUCCGCUGAUCUGCUUGACAUCUAAGCGGCACAAGCGUUCAAAGUUUGGAUAAUCUAAAAGGCUGAAGGUGUAGGAUGCAGUCUGGAGUGAAGACGCUCUCGGCAGGUGGAGGUGCGUCACUCUGCUGCCUGCUGCUCCUCUGGCUCAUCUAUUCCCAUCUGCUCAGAGAGGGCCAGUUGGCCGUGGGAACCUGUGAGAUAGUGAUGCUCAACAGAGACAGCAGCGUUCCCAGACGGACUAUCGCCAGGCAGACAGCCCGCUGCGCCUGCCGAAGAGGCCAGAUCGCCGGGACCACCAGGGCGAGGCCAGCCUGUGUAGACGCACGAAUCGUGCGGAGCCGUCAGUGGUGCGAGAUGGCUCCCUGCCUGGAGGGGGAGGUCUGCAGCCUCCUGUUCAACCGAUCCGGCUGGACCUGCACUAGGGGCAGCGGUCGCAUCAAGACUGUCACGCCUUUGCCCAAGGAGCCGUCGUAAGAUGCAGAGGAAAACAGCAGUUACGCUCAUUGACAUCCAUGCUACGAAAAGGAACAGAGGCUAAUCAUUACACCCGAACAGAACAUUGUGUCCAUUCACUGACAAGGCUCCAAAAUAUUUACCAGGCCUGACCUUCAGUUAAAAAAAAAAAAAAAAAAACAACAAAAAAAAAAAAAAU